AUGGACCAAUCAAUCCAGCGGUUGUUGAACGACAAGCUAUACGAUAGGAGGAAGCAGGGUGCUCUGGAACUCGAGAAAGUCGUCCGUGAUGCCGUUCUUCAGGGAGAUAAGGAGAAGGAGAAAAUUCAGAAGAUCGUUGAGCAGCUCUGCCACGACUAUGCAUACGCUGUGCACCAACCUCACGCCCGAAACGGAGGCUUGAUUGGUCUGGCUGCGGCCUCCAUUGCUCUAGGAUCUGAAGGGGUUGCGCCGUACUUGGGUGAAAUUGUGCCGCCUGUGCUCGCCUGCUUUUCAGACCAGGACGCGCGGGUUCGGUACUACGCAUGCGAGAGCAUGUACAAUAUUGCCAAGGUGGCUAAGGGAGAAAUCUUGCUGUUCUUCAAUGAGAUUUUCGACGCCCUGGCGAAGUUGGCAUCCGACUCGGAGCUUUCGGUCAAGAACGGCGCGGAGCUUCUAGAUCGACUGGUGAAAGAUAUCGUCGCCGAGUCGGCAGCUUCGUAUGUAUCGAUUCUGCAAAUCAACGAAAAAGAAACGCCUGAAAUGGAGAAUCAAGACGAUACCGAGCUUCCUAUGGCGUUUUCUCUCGCCAGGUUCAUUCCUUUACUUCAAGACCGAAUCCAUGUCAUCCAGCCAUUCACUCGCAAUUUCCUGGUCUCAUGGCUGACUCUCCUAGACACUAUUCCUGAUCUGGAGCUAGUGAGCUAUUUGCCGGAGUUCUUGGAAGGGUUGAUCAAAUUCCUUGGCGGGCCAAACAAAGAUGUGAACAUUGCAACGCAGGCUUUGCUCGAUCGGUUCUUGUCGGAGAUCAAGAGGAUUACACGGCUGAAGAAAGGACUCGAAGAAAGCCGCAAGAGCCAGAAAAGCAACAGGCAGUCGGUUGCCAGUGACGCUAUGAGUAAUACGACUGAGCAAAUUAAUCAAAACGAUGGUGUCAACGACGAUAAAUAUGAUAGCGCGGUGUUGGAUUCGGGAUCGGAUGUUUCUGCUGACGAAUACUACGAGGGUGAUGGGGAUUGGAUCCCAGGGCAGGAUGUUCAUAUAGAUCAUCCUAGGAUCCUUGGUAUUCUCGUCGGCUUUGUGAACACCUUAUAUGAGGAGGAAAUGCAACUGACGGCCUUACGUUGGAUCGACACGUUUUUCGAGAUCAGUCCUGAGGAUAUUCUUCCCUUCGUUCCACGGCUUUUAACCCAGGUACUGCCCGCCAUGUCCAGUGGCUCGGAUUCAGUGCGAAAGGCAGCAGGCCAAGUCAACCAGUCCCUCAUGGGGUAUAUUUAUUCUCUAUCCGAGGAUACAACCGAAGAAUACCAGGCACCUCCGUCAAAGAUCCCCUCCACUACAACCAGCAAGGAGACACUGGAGCGACGAUCAUCGACACCCGGGAUACGACCCUCGGAGACAUCAAGCGUUGACACAAGGAGGCAGACCCGGGAGAACUCUAUCUCGGAAACUCCUCGCAGUAGUAGUGUUUCCACACCGAUGCCUCCUACUGAUCUCGAUUACGCCGCGGCCGUCAGCUCCCUCACCUUACAAUUCCUCAAUGAAAGCGAGAAUACUCGAGUGGCAGCCCUCGCAUGGCUCAUCAUGUUGCACCGCAAAGCCCCGCGGAAGGUCGUCGCUUUCAAUGACGGUACUUUCCCGGCUUUGUUAAAGACCUUAUCCGACCCCUCAGAGGCUGUUGUGACAAAGGACCUGCAACUCCUUUCGCAGAUCUCACGGAACAGCGAGGAUAGCUAUUUCACAUCUUUCAUGGUGAACCUGUUGCAGCUCUUCUCCACAGACCGACAUCUACUGGAAGUGCGUGGGAAUCUGAUCAUCAGACAACUUUGUCUAAACCUGAGCCCGGAGCGCAUCUACCGUACUUUGGCAGAAUGCCUUGAGAAGGAAGAGGAUCUCGAGUUUGCCAGUAUCAUGGUUCAGAACCUGAACAACAACCUCAUCACUGCACCUGAGCUCUCGGAAUUGAGGAAGCGCCUGAGGAAUCUUGACCCGAAAGAUGGUCAAUUGUUCUUUGUCGCUCUCUUCAGAUCAUGGUGUCACAACGCCGUCUCCACAUUCUCCCUCUGUCUUCUUGCCCAGGCGUAUGAGCAAGCAUACAACCUGCUUCAGAUCUUUGCCGAGCUGGAAAUGACAGUCAACAUGCUGAUCCAAAUUGACAAAUUGGUGCAACUACUAGAAUCUCCAGUGUUUACAUACCUCCGCCUCCAACUCCUCGAGCCCGAAAAACACCCUUUCCUCUAUAAAUGUCUCUACGGCGUCCUCAUGCUCCUCCCCCAGAGCUCUGCCUUCGCCGCUCUCAAGAACCGCCUAAACAGCGUCAGCAACAUCGGCUUCCUCCAUGGUGCACCCCGCAGGUAUGGACCCCGCUCCCCGGUGUCUCCCCCGUUCCAGGUCCCCCGACCCAAGGCUCCCCACCCCAAGAAGGAAAGUACUGAGACCGUCUUCCCCAGCACUAUUCAACAAGCCCCGUCAACUUUCGACCGAUCAACAGGCACUCGUCUAAAGACCCGCGACGAAAGCACCAUUCGCUGGACCGAACUUCUCGAUAAAUUCAAAGGCGUCCAAGAACGCACCCGCCGCUCACAGUCCUCCCAGCUGUCCCGCGGCUCCGACUCCUCCAACCCAACCCUCACAGCCGCGCUCUCCGCCGCAGCCGCAGACCGCUCGAGAGACCGCUCCGGUCUACCCGAUGCCCCGCGCGGCAGUGUCCCCACCAACACCGGUAAUGCGCCCGGCCCAGUUACUAGUGCGGCCGGGCGGGCGUUGGAGAGUAAUGCGAAGGGCAGCUCGUCUUCUAUUCUGGGAUCAGCGCAUAAGCAUAAAUCCAGUCUUCCUAAUCUGGGACGGUUGGGCAUUGGAGGGCGCAAGAAGAAAUAG
Molecule: messenger RNA, 2874 nt
Organism: Penicillium soppii
Lineage: Eukaryota; Fungi; Ascomycota; Eurotiomycetes; Eurotiales; Aspergillaceae
Product: VAC14 family protein
Exons: 6
Coding region: 1-2874 (957 amino acids)
Biological process (GO): positive regulation of kinase activity; phosphatidylinositol biosynthetic process
Cellular component (GO): PAS complex; fungal-type vacuole membrane; endosome membrane
Source: RefSeq, a predicted model, not a curated record